Prunus armeniaca (apricot) is the source of this 474-nucleotide messenger RNA. The record is from the annotation of a GenBank genome assembly. NCBI's taxonomy places the organism in Eukaryota, Viridiplantae, Streptophyta, Magnoliopsida, Rosales, Rosaceae.
AUGGGGAAACCAAUUUGGCUUCUUACAUGUGUCAUGCCCAAGUCGACUAAAAUCUCAAACCCACUUGACUUUGUUUGGGAAGCACAAAAAAUAAUCAAGAAAAAGAGAAGUUCUGCCGCUGGCUACCUCACUAGCUGGCUGUUGGAUGUUUUAAAGAAAUUUAGAGGCCCUGAGGGAGCAGCUAGAUACAUCCAUGGGACACUCAAGAACUCGAGCAUGACAAUCUCAAAUAUGAUUGGGCCAGUUGAACAAAUGGCUUUGGCCAAUCAGCCCGUUUGUGGCUUCUACUAUAUGGUGGUCGGUCCACCUCAGUGUCUUACUAUAACGGCCCUUAGUUAUAUGGGAAAGCUGAGAGUUGCAUUCGGAGCUGAAAAAGGCUUCAUAGAUUCCCACAAAUUGAAGGCGUCCAUGCAAAAUGCCUUUGGGGUAAUACUCGAAGCCUCUUACCAAAUUCCUCCUGCAAAGGCAGCGUAG